AUGACUCGUUUAACUUAUUUUUUUGAUAAUAAUAUAACAACGGAUGUGAUGAAUUCCUUAGACUGUCAACAACAUCUUCAUCAAGAAGGAUUGAUUUUACAAAAUGCUUCUGAUUUACAUUAUCGCCAAUUUAGUCCGUUGUUUCAAUGUAAUGAUAUGAAUCCAAAUUCUUUUGAUGAUUAUUCCCUUCAAAUAAAACUAAAUAAUUAUCCUGCCACACAACCUCUUCAUUUUAAUAUGGAUGUUAAUCGAAAUCAAGAUAAUAUGCAGAAGCCACCAGUUUAUACUAAAUGGACUGACAAGGAGGAUGAACUGCUCAAGGAAGCUGUUCAAAUUUAUGGACCUCACAAAUGGUCACUUAUUGCAACACAUGUACCUAACAGAACACCUAUGCAAUGUUCAGCUAGAUGGGUUGGUGCGUUGAAUCCGUCGAUUUUGAAGGGUCGUUGGACGACUCAAGAAGAUAAUGCAUUGCGAGAUGCUGUGAAUCAAUAUAUGAUGAAUUCUAUUGAUUCACAAGGUAAUCCACAACCAAUCCCAUGGAACAAAGUUUCUAAAUGUAUUCCUGCAAGAACUGGUGCUCAAUGUCAAGCUCGGUGGACUGAGGCAUUAGAUCCUCGAAUUAAGAAGGGCAAAUGGUCACCUGAAGAAGAUGAAAUACUUAAAGAAGGCGUUAGAUUAUAUGGUCGUUGCUGGAUUCGUAUUGCUGAAAUGAUAACUGGAAGAACUCAAAGACAAUGUCUGAUGUUAACACCACCAAGUACUACACCUUCCACGCCUGCACAAUCUAUUAAAAAUGUUGUGACGUCAUUACCUUCAAAACCAUCGUCUACCUCAUCAUCUUUAUCAUCGUCUCCAGUCUUUUCUUCACCAUCAUCAUCCUUACCCUCGCCCACAUCAAACAUUCAAGGAGUCAUUAUGCGAUCUUCACCUACUACAAAUAAUGGUGGUAAUAUUUCAGGUCAUCAACAAUUAAUGAUGAUCAACGCAGCCUCAUCUCCUGAGGAACGAUUCUAUAAUAAUAAUUUAUUUUACCAUCAACUCUAUCAAUAUAAUAACAAUCAAAUUUCUUUUUGUCCAAUUUGUUGUUCAUCAGGAUGUUUUCCUUCCACUAUAUCAUCGCCUUCCACCUUUUUUCUUUCUUCUUCUUCUUCGGGUACUUCUAAUACAAGUGGUGUAGGUGUAGCUUCAGCUGGUACUUCAUCAGAAUACUCUUCUUCCUCCUGCUUUUCCUCGACCGUUUCUUUUUCUUCACAUAAGAUACCUUUGUCUUUUUCUUCUUCUUCAAUUACAACAACAACUAUUGUAACUGUAGAUGGUAGUUGUACUGAUGCUGGUUGUGAUGUUGGUAAUAUACCAAAUGGCAUAAUAGGUCUUCUACACCCUGUACACGCUUUACAACAACCAUGA
Entrophospora sp. SA101 is the source of this 1410-nucleotide messenger RNA. The record is from the annotation of a GenBank genome assembly. NCBI's taxonomy places the organism in Eukaryota, Fungi, Glomeromycota, Glomeromycetes, Entrophosporales, Entrophosporaceae.